This is a messenger RNA of Penicillium digitatum Pd1, 3867 nucleotides long. Lineage: Eukaryota; Fungi; Ascomycota; Eurotiomycetes; Eurotiales; Aspergillaceae. The record is from RefSeq and is a predicted model, not a curated record.
AUGUCCUCCUUUAACCAAUCCGGGACGCCCGAGUUCCCCGGGGCGCAGGAAUUCCGCGCGACGGUGGAAGAUGACGGACUCGACGGCGACUAUAGUAUGGUCGGCGACUACCCAGAGGAACCCGACUAUUACGUCCUGCUUGGCCUUGCGCGCAAUUCACCCCCAACAGACGCCGAGAUCCGUUCCGCUUACCGCAACUUGACCCUCAGCUUCCAUCCCGACAAACAGCCGCCGCAUCUCCGCCAUGCGGCAGAGAGUCAGUUUAGACAUAUCCAGGAGGCGUAUGAGACACUUAUUGAUCCAAACAAGCGCAUUGUAUAUGAUAUAUCGGGUGCUGCGGGUGUGCGGCAGGAAUGGGGCCAGCUUGGGGCCAUGGGGACUGGUGGGGAGGCACAACGGCAGGAUGUUGGCGUUAAGGCGAUGUCGCCAGAUCAGUUCCGGCGAUGGUUUUUGAAUACGAUGAAGAAACGGGAGCGGAAAGCGAUCGAGAGCUUGGUUUCCAGCAAGGGCGGUAUUACCCUUGGAAUCAACGCGGCGUCUAUGAUCUCAGUCGACGAGGAUGAAGAUGUGCAGUUUCAUAUACCUUCGCCGCAAGUGUCCUCAUACGGUGUCACGUAUAGUUUCAAGACGCCGGUGUCAUUACCGCAGCUUUGGGGCACGACAGAGAAAGAAUCGGAAAAUUCGGGCGUGGAAACAGAUGCAGGAGAAGAUGCGCAAGAGGGGGAAUCAGAGGACAUGCAGGUGACUUGGAAUGCAGGUAUAACUGGAGGUUUGGCUCGCCCGGUCAAGAAAGUCAUAGUUGAGUACGAGGAUGGAACAGAAGGAGAGGAAAAGUUCCAAAUGCCACCGAUCCUGGCAGCUCAGAACUUCCAAUUUGGGGCCACUGUCACUCCUAAUUUCAAAAACCUGGUGGGUACCAAGGGAAUCUGGGCCAAACACCCUUUCUCCCUCCUCAGGGACUCCCAAGUCAGCUUCGAUGCUCUUCUUCUCCCAGCUCCAACCCUGAAAGCGAACAUUGCUCGAGCCUUUCAACCAAUCCCUGGCACCAAGCCGUUCCAGGUCAGCGUGACCAGUAUACACAAGCGCUCCUUGGACGAAACAGCGCCUUCUUUUGAGAUGCAAAUUUCAAGAGAAAUCGCCAAGAGGAAGAUCGGCGUCAUUACGUGGUCGAGUGGCGUUGUUAGCUGGCCCGAGUUUCUACUCAACCGGUUCCCAUCCCUUGGAAUGGGAGCGCAGAGUGCUAUUGCAUCUGCCAACGAGGUUAGUAACCUGCAAAUUGGUCUCAUUUCGCUUCCCAAACAGGGCCAAGCCGCGCCCGAUUUCGACGGUGAUGACGAGGAGGAGAGUGGAGAUAUGGACGAAGACGUCCGUCAUCUUCUCAAGAAAAAACGCCAAAUCGACCAAUCUGCUGAGUCUUGGCAGACCUAUCUCCAGGCUACUCCCGCUGGAGGCGCUUUUGUCUUGAAUUAUUCUCGGAAUCUCUUCUCCGGAAAACCGACUGACGAUCCGGUUAAGACUGAAUGGAGCUCUGAAGGGUACUUCCCGAUGCCGAGCAUGGACCAGGCGCGUGCUGUGCGGCUCGAGAUCUCAAGUGUUGUUGGAUUAGACAUGUCUCUCAACUGGACCAUUAGAGGCGUUCGCCGGGUUGGUGAAUACACACGUGUUGGUCUCGGCAUUGGUAUCGCGGACAAGGGCAUCAUGAUGACAGUCUCAUGGAGCCGACUUGGCCAAAGCAUUAAUCUUCCGAUCAACGUUUGCCCGGCCAAUGAAGCAACCAGCGGAGCAGCAGCGCUGACAGCUAUAUUUCCUUGGUUGGCCUACUGCGCGAUUGAGUUUGGCUAUAUUCGCCCGCGCGACAGAAAAUUGCGUCGGCAGGCAGCUGCUCAACGCCACCGUGAGCUGAAGAAGUUGAUCCCUAAGAAUCGCGAAGACAGUCUCCAGGCCAUCGAGCUCAUGACGGAUCAAGUGCAAAGGCGGCAAGCGCGAGAGGAAGCACAAGAUGGCCUGGUCAUUCUGAAGGCCGAGUAUGGUUAUAUACCGCCAGUAAAUAAGAAGCCCAAACAUGGGUUCGCGGAGCCUCGGGUGAUUGAUGUCACUGUCCCGGUGGCUGCGCUAGUCAAUCGGGGCCAAUUGGUGAUUCCCGGGAAAUCCAUCAAGUCCCUCCCCAAACCAAAAUACACUGGUGAGGAGGAGGAGUUGCCAAAGCAUGCGCAACCCCGUGGUCCGCGCGUGGUGGGCGCCGACCAGAUUGAUGAAACACAGGUCGUCCUACGGAGGACCGGGCCUCCGCCCUAUGGAAACCGUGGAGGAUGGCGACCUCGCGCCCCCGAAGACUUCGGGGAUGGCGGCGCGUUCCCCGAGAUUCUAGUUGCACAGUAUCCCCUCGACAUGGGCCGAAAGGGAAAGUCGUCCAAGUCAAAUGCGCUUGCUCUUCAGGUCGAUGCCGAAGGCAAGGUCAAGUACGACGCGAUCGCCCGCCGCGGACACGCCGACAACCGCACCGUCCAUGCCUCGUUCAAGGAUUUGAUCCCGCUCCGUCAGCGGGUGGAUAUGGGAGAAAUUUCUCUGGAUAAGCCGUCCGAGGAGGAGAUUCAGGCUCAAAUGGAGAAAACAAAGGCCGCACUUGCAACCUUGGUUGAAGGAGCUGCAUCAGCGCAGAAGCCGAAGAACGUCAAGGGUGGACAAAGAGCAGAGCCGACUUUUGUUCGAUACACCCCGGCCAAUCAGAUGGGCAACAACGGCCGCCAGAACGACCGCAUCAUGAAGAUUGUCGAGAGGCAACUGGAUCCUAUGGAGCCGCCCAAGUUUAAGCACAAGAAGAUUCCCCGUGGCCCGCCUUCUCCGCCGCCUCCCGUUAUGCACUCGCCGCCUAGGAAGCUUACUGCCGAGGACCAAGAGGCUUGGAAGAUUCCCCCACCUGUGUCGAACUGGAAGAACCCCAAGGGUUAUACCGUGCCUUUGGACAAGCGUUUGGCUGCAGAUGGUCGCGGGUUGCAAGAUGUCUCCAUCAAUGACAAAUUCGCACAGUUCGCAGAGGCUUUGUUCACGGCGGAUCGACAUGCGCGUGAAGAGGUGCAGCUCCGAGCUCAGAUGCAGCAGAAGCUGGCAGAAAAGGAGAAAGCACAGAAGGAGGAGCAUCUUCGGAUGUUGGCACAAAAGGCUCGCGAGGACCGCGCAGGCCCCAGCGCUCGCGUUUCACGGGCUCGCUCCCGUUCCCGAAGUGUUAGCCGCAGUGUAUCUGUGUACUCCUCCAGGUCUGCUACCCCCAGCGAAGAUGACGAAGCUGCCCGAGACCGUGCGGAGCAGCGCCGCGAGCGACGGCGUGAAGAUGAACGACAGCUGCGCCAGUCUCGCAUGGGGACAGAGCGCCGCAUUCAGGCCAUGGCCCGAGAACAGAACCGUGAUAUCUCCGAGAAGGUCGCGCUUGGUCUGGCCAAGCCCACACAGAGCUCUGAAUCUAUGUGGGAUUCUCGUUUGUUCAACCAGACCAGCGGUAUGCAAUCUGGUUUCAAUGAAGAUAACCCCUACGACAAGCCGCUGUUCGCCGCGCAGGACGCCAUCAACAGCAUUUAUCGCCCACGUGCCCAGGCUGAUGCGGAUGACGAAGAUGCAGGCGAAGGUGAGAUGAGCAAGCUUGAAAAAACGAAGCGGUUCGAGGUCCUGGGUCGCGCCAAGGAGGGAUUCCGUGGCGCUGCUGAAGCCGAGGAGCGUCAAGGUCCUGUUCAAUUUGAGAAGGACACUGCUGAUCCAUUUGGCAUUGAUAACAUGAUUGCCGAUGUAACCUCUGGGCAGAAGCGUUAUGGAAUCCAGGAAGCUGAAGGCAACGAUGACCGCAAGUCGAAACGCCCGAGGGUCGACGAUGAAUGA